AUGGUGCAGAAACGUCCUUUUGAUGCUGAGGAGAUGCUUGAGGUGUCUUUCAAGCACCCUAAACACGCAAGCCCCAGCGAUCUUGUACUAUUAUCAGAAUCUGUUUUUCCUGAUGAUGAUUGCUACACCCAUUUGCCUAAAACUUCAGAGGAAGGAUAUGCAAAAGGUAGUAGCGAUUGUAAUGAAAAGCUUGCUGGUGAAACUUGUGAUGUACUGCCUAAUGGGACUGGGGGAUCUGAAACAAGCUUUCCUGUGAUAGGUGUUCCUGCUUCUUCUUGGGCCACCAAUGGCAUUUCUGAAGAAUAUCACCGAUCAGAACAGCCUAUUCAUCUUCCUCUUUUUCCUGAGUACUUCAGUCCAGAAAGGCCAAUAUAUUUCAGUCCUGAGCGACCCAUAAGGACAUUAACUCGCUACGAAGACCUUUACUCCAUACUCCUUGAACAAUCUCCUCGCAAGCCUGUUUCAAUAGGAGCUAGUCAUCAAGCUGAUGUUCCCCCAUGGGUACCAAAUGCUGCUAACACUGUCUCAGAUUCAAACCUUUCUGCUUGUGAUGGGGAUGAAGCUGAAAAAAGAAUGAUGGGGACUUGUAUAAUCCCUAUGCCUCAGAUGGAGUCAUUUACCAUUGAUGAUGAAGUUGGAAAGGGAAGAACUGAUUGUGACUGUGAAUACAGGGGAUCUAUAAGAUGUGUAAGACUACAUAUAAUGGAAGAAAGAGAUAAACUAUUUAAAACCUUUGGGAUUGAGAAAUUCAAUGAAUUGGGGUUUGCUGACAUGGGAGAACAAGUUGCUGAUAGGUGGACAACGGAGGAUGAACAUCUAUUUCACAAGGUUGUCUAUAAUAAUCCAGCAUCAUCCAACAAGAAUUUCUGGAAUUAUCUCUCCAUUGUUUUUCCCUCGCGAAGCAAAAAGGAGAUAGUGAGUUACUACUUUAAUGUCUUUAUGCUUCGUAAGCGUGCAGAGCAGAACAGUAACCACCUAUUAAGUGCUGAUAGCGAUAACGAUGAAUAUCAAGGUAAUGAUGAUCAUGAGGAUGAUGAUUCUGUUGCAGAGUAUCCUGUUUGUCAAGAUGAUACUUUUAUCAAUAACUGCAAUGAUAAUCAUUUGGAGGAUUAUGAGGACGAUUUUGUUGAAGAAGAAACUUGUGCUGCUAAUGGAUUCGGAGAUCAUACAAAGAGGAACGGUGAUCCUGUUGAGAUGCACCACCCCAAUGGUUCCCCUCACAUGAAUCAACCUCAGGAUCAAUCAGUUUGGCAGGAUUCACGUGCUGAAAAAGUUAAACAUGAUCAGUACACAUCACAUGACAUGGGAGUCUCUUCACGGGAGACAAGAGUGAAGAGUGGAAAUGGAGAUCAUUGGACCAGUAACUACAAUGGAGUAAGCAAUGGUUAUAGCCAAGGGUAUGUGUUGGAGCCCUGUGAUGCACCUGCGUGGGAUUCUGGCUUUGUAUCUUGCUCUAAAAAUAAGAUGGAUUUUUUACCAACAUGUAGCAUGAUAGAAGAGGUUUUUGGAGAUGGAAGAAGGCAAGACAUGAGAAGAGGUUUCAUGGAUUGA
Molecule: messenger RNA, 1551 nt
Organism: Vicia faba (fava bean)
Lineage: Eukaryota; Viridiplantae; Streptophyta; Magnoliopsida; Fabales; Fabaceae
Source: the annotation of a GenBank genome assembly